Messenger RNA from Prosopis cineraria, 790 nucleotides. RefSeq names its product actin-depolymerizing factor 5-like. Gene Ontology annotation, molecular function: actin filament binding. Lineage: Eukaryota; Viridiplantae; Streptophyta; Magnoliopsida; Fabales; Fabaceae. Bases 103 to 534 code for a protein of 143 amino acids. Gene Ontology annotation, cellular component: cytoplasm; actin cytoskeleton. Gene Ontology annotation, biological process: actin filament depolymerization; actin filament bundle assembly. The record is from RefSeq and is a predicted model, not a curated record. The transcript is spliced from 3 exons.
UCCCGUUCAAACCAUCUUCCUAUUUCACCCAAAGCUCAAGUAAAGCAAUUCUCUCCAUACCUUCCUCAUCCUCUUCAAUUUCACCUCCCAGUUGCGGCAACAAUGGCUAUGGCUUUCAAGAUGGCGACCACGGGAAUGUGGGUGACCGACGAGUGCAAGAACUCUUUCAUGGAGAUGAAGUGGAAGAAGGUUCACAGAUACAUCGUGUUCAAGAUCGACGAAAGAUCAAGGCUCGUCACUGUCGAUAAGGUCGGGGCCGCCGCGGAGGGCUACGACGAUCUGGCCGCAUCCUUGCCCAACGACGAUUGCCGAUACGCCGUCUUCGACUUCGAUUUCGUGACCGUCGAUAACUGCCGUAAGAGCAAAAUCUUCUUCAUCGCCUGGUCCCCGACGGCAUCGAGGAUAAGGGCGAAGAUGCUGUACGCAACAUCGAAGGAUGGGCUGAGAAGGGCUCUGGAAGGAAUCCACUAUGAAGUGCAGGCGACGGAUCCGACGGAGAUGGGAUUCGAUAUUAUCAAAGAGAAGGCUUACUAGAAAAGACUGGGCUGCUAAAUUAACCAAAUAAAAUAAAAAUGACUUUCUUCAAUGACAAAUCGAUGUGCAGAUGUGAUGUGGGUGCUUUCGCUUGCUUUCUAGGUUAAUAUGGACUAAUCUGAUGUAAGUGGGAUAACUAAUUGGUAAUCAUAAUAAUUGUUAUAUGUUAUAAAGUUAUGAGGAAGAGGAAGAGAGCUUGUUAUCUCUUUGAAUUAUGAGUCGUGUUGAAUGGAUGGAGGAGUCUCACUUUCAUGCU